Messenger RNA from Exophiala bonariae, 609 nucleotides. RefSeq lists its product as uncharacterized. The coding region runs from base 1 to 609 and encodes 202 amino acids. Gene Ontology annotation, cellular component: Golgi apparatus; SNARE complex; ER to Golgi transport vesicle membrane. The record is from RefSeq and is a predicted model, not a curated record. Gene Ontology annotation, biological process: intracellular protein transport; macroautophagy; retrograde transport, endosome to Golgi. The transcript has 2 exons. Lineage: Eukaryota; Fungi; Ascomycota; Eurotiomycetes; Chaetothyriales; Herpotrichiellaceae. Gene Ontology annotation, molecular function: SNAP receptor activity; SNARE binding.
AUGUCGAACCCUCUAGAUACCGAUGCGGGAUCGGAACUUUUCAGCACAUAUGAGGCUGAGCUUAAACUUGUCGAGGCAGAUGUGAACCAGAAGCUCGAUCAAAUCCCAGAGCUGGCAGGGGAGGAGCGCAAACUUGCGAUUCGAGGGGCUGAAAGAGCGCUCGAUGAAGCAAAAGAAUUGCUCGACCAAAUGGCCCUCGAAAAGUCCAACAUCCCCACCUCAUUACGCUCCAAGAUCAACUCCCGGUUUCGCAACCACCAAUCCGACAUCGAUGGCUUGAGCCGCAAGUUGAAGUCCUUCUCUGCCUCAUCCGACCGGCAACAACUCUUUGGCGACCGUUACACAGAUGAUCCCGAGGCCGGUCCACGAGAUCUCCAGCUGGAGCAACGCCAGCAACUCCUGUCUGGCACCGAGCGCCUCGGAAGAUCAGGCGACCGACUUAGGGAGUCGCAGCGUAUAGCUCUCGAGACAGAACAAAUUGGCGCAUCCACACUGGCGGACUUACAUCAACAGCGUAAUGUCAUCGAGAACACCCACCGGAACCUGCUACAGAGUGAAGGCUAUGUGGACCGCAGUGUCAAGACUCUGAGGGGGAUGGCCCGUAGGUGA